AUGUGGCCACGUUCAUCUGGGGCCAGGCCUUGGGCAGGCGCUUUUGUAGGGAAGGACCCAGGAGUCAUGGCUUGGUGGUGUCUGGAUGGGCUUCCCCAAGGCCUUUCUGAGCCAUGGAGAGAACUCUGGAGAUUGGGCUUGCAGCCCCUGGAAUCCAUACCUUCGAUGUGCAGGAGCAGCAAGGACUAUAGAAGCUUAAGGAAGAGGGGGAACAUGGAUGGCUGGAGACAGAAUCUAGAGACUUCAAAUAAUGUGGAGAUGUUGCGACCUUCAGGUUCCACUGGGCUAAUUCCCCCAUCUCACUUCCAAGCUCGAUCGCUUCCAACUCUGCCAAGAAUGGCUCCCACCUGGGUUGCAGACAUUCCCUUGGUCCAAUCCCCAGCCCAUCAAGAUGUUUCAGAGAGGCGGUUAGACAACUUGAGACCUCAAAUGGCCGUGUGGGAACGAGAUGCUUCUGGUGAUGGGCAGGAGCCAGGGCGGAGAGUCAGGUCCGUGGAGGGGUCUCAGGCCCUGACCCAGCAGGCUGAGCUGAUCUCUCGGCAGCUGCAAGAGCUGCGGCAGUUUGAGGAGGAGGUCCGGCUCCUGCGGGAGACCUCAUUGCAGCAGAAGAUGAGGCUGGAAUCCCAGGCCAUGGAGCUGGAGGCUCUGGCACGGGCGGAGAAGGCCGGCCGAGCUGAGGCCGAGGGCCUGCGGGCUGCCCUGGCUGGGGCUGAGGUCGUCCGGAAGAACCUGGAAGAGGGGAGCCAGCGGGAGCUGGAGGAAGUUCAGAGGCUGCACCAAGAGCAGCUCUCCGGCUUAACAGCAGCUCACCAGGAGGCUCUUUCCGCUUUGACCAACAAGGCUGAGGGCUUGGAGAAGUCUUUGAAUAGCCUGGAAGCCAGGCGGGCAGAGGAAGUCAAGGAGCUGGCCAUGUCCCAGAGGGAGAAUGAGCUGCUGCAGAAGCAGCUGAGCAAGACCAGAGAAGACCUGGAGGCUCAGGUGACCCUGGUUGAGAAUCUAAGGACGUAUGUGGGGGAACAAGUCCCUCAAGAAGUCCGCAGCCAGGCUUGGGAACUGGAGCGUCAGGAGCUCCUGGAAACCGUACAGCGCUUGCAGGAGGAGCGGGAUGCCCUGCGCAGCACUGCUGAGCUGCUGCAGGUGCGAGUGCAGAGCCUCACCUACAUCCUGACACUGCAGGAGGAGGAGCUGGCCAGGAAGGUUCAGUCUUCAGAUUCCCUGGAGCCCGAGCUCUCCAAGAAGUUCCAGUCCUUGCUAACCUGUUGGCGGGAGAAGGUGUUUGCCCUUAUGGUGCAGCUGAAGGCCCAGGAGCUGGGCCACAGGGAGUAUGCGGAGCACCUGAAGGGACAGGUGGUCGAGCUGGAGGGCAGAGUCUCGGCGCAGAGCCAGGAGCAGGCCAUCCUGCAGCGCUCCCUGCAGGACAAGGCCGCAGAGGUUGAGGUGGAGCGGGUCGGCGCUAAGGCCCUGCAGGGGGAGCUGAGCCGUGCUCUGGAGGCCUGGCGCCGGCAGCAGCAGCAGACGGCUGUGGCAGAGGAGCAGCUUAAGCUGGUGGCCAAUUCUGUGUGCAGCUCUCAGAUAUGGCUCCAGAACACCGUGGCCAAGGUGGAACAGGCUGUCAUCCGGCUCCCCAGCCUCAGCAACCGACUCAGCUAUGCUGCUCGCAAGGUCCACACCAUUCAGGGCCUAGUGGCUCGGAAAGUGGCCCUUGCUCAGUUGCGCCAGGAGAGCCGUCCUCCGCCCCCAUCCCCACCCCCUCCCCCACUGACCACAGAUGUGGGCGUUGAGUUGCAGCAGCUUCGGGAAGAGCGGAACCGUCUGGAUGCAGAGCUGCAGCUGAGUGCCCACCUCAUCCAGCAGGAGGUGGGCCGGGCCCGGGAGCAAGGGGAGGCAGAGCGGCAGCAGCUCAGCCAGGUUGCCCAGCAGCUGGAGCAGGAGCUGCAGCAAACCCAGGAGUCCCUGGCCAGUGUGGGGCUGCAGCUGGAGGCGGCUCGCCAGGGCCAGCAGGAGAGCACAGAGGAGGCUGCCAGCCUGCGGCGAGAGCUGAUGCAGCAGCAGGAGAUCUACGGGCAAGCUCUGCAAGAGAAGGUGGCCGAAGUGGAAACUCGGCUUCGGGAACAGCUGUCGGAAACAGAGAGGAGACUGAACGAAGCUCGGAGGGAGCAUGCCAAGGCUGUGGUCUCCCUGCGCCAGAUCCAGCGUAAAGCCGCCCGAGAAAAGGAGCGAAACCAGGAGCUCAGACAGCUGCAGGAUGAGGCCCGCAGGGAGGAGGGGCUGCGGCUGACCCGGCGCCUGCAGGAGCUGGAGAGGGACAAGAACCUCAUGCUGGCCACCUUGCGGCAGGAGGGUCUCCUCUCCCGUUACAAGCAGCAGCGGCUCCUGGCAGUCCUUCCAUCCUUACUGGACAAGGGGAGAUCUGUGGAGUCCAGCCCCAAGCCUCCAGGAUCUUCAGCACCUUCAGCUCCCCCAGCAGCUUCAUCUCCAGCAAUGGCACCCUCCUCCAGGGACCCCAUAAAAGGGUCCCUCUCUGCUCUGCUUGAUGACCUACAGGGCCUGACUGAGGCCAUUGCCAAAGAGGAAGGUCUGUGUCAAGGAGACAACCAGAACUCUCCUGUGCCUGUCCACAGCUGAAAGGGAGGACCAGGAAGGAUCUGG
Molecule: messenger RNA, 2649 nt
Organism: Trichechus manatus latirostris (Florida manatee)
Lineage: Eukaryota; Metazoa; Chordata; Mammalia; Sirenia; Trichechidae
Gene: CCHCR1
Product: coiled-coil alpha-helical rod protein 1
Exons: 18
Coding region: 1-2625 (874 amino acids)
Biological process (GO): cell differentiation; protein export from nucleus
Cellular component (GO): centriole
Source: RefSeq, a predicted model, not a curated record